AUGGCAAAGAAGAAAUCUAGGUCGAGAUCCAAAGUCGCCAAAAGAGCUCAGAAUGCUCUGGAAAUAGCUGAGAAAGAAUUAGCGGGGAACGAAUCCGGAAGUGACGAACGUCUUGAUUAUGAAGAUGAUAAUGGACAUGUAGUGAAUCUGCUGAGGAAGGUCCAAGGUGGUGACGACGAAGGAAGUGACGAAGAAUCGUUCGAAGAUGAGGAGUUGGAUUCAGAUGAGGCACUUGGAUCUGACGAUGAUUUCGAUGUAUUGAACUCCAAAAUGUCACAAACCAUUCGUGAUCGUAAAAAGGGUAAAAAAUCUUUGUCUUCAGAAGAUGAAGGUGGAUACACGUCUAUCGAUGAGGCUGAUCUUGUGCCUUUGUCCCAAGUUUGGGAUAUGGAUGAAAAGGACACAAACGAAGAUUCCGAUGGCGACAGACCUGAGACCAAAUUACAGCUUAAGGGUAGCGACGACGAGGAUUUGAGUGCAGAAGAGUCAAGCGAAUCUUCUAGCGCAGACGAGGGAGACGACGAUGAGGAUCCUUUUGAUGAGAUAUCUGAGGACGAAGAGGACGUAGAGUUGAAUACCAUCACGAAUGACCUGUUGAAACAAACAGAGAACAAAAGUUACAAGAAAUUGGACAAUUUUGGAAGUGGUAAAGAUAGCGAGUUCAGUUUGCCUACUGGCAGUGGGACCAAAAAAUUGAAUUUGGCAGAUUUAAUGAGUGUUGUUGACGAUAAGGAUGCUGCUGCCAAUGCCAGACUAAUUCAGAAGGACACAUCCGCGCUCUCAGUUCCUUUGCCUCAGAGAAUCCAGGAAAGAUAUAACCGUAAGGCCGCAUACGAACUUUCUAAGCAAGAAAUUGAGAGGUGGCAAGAUGUGGUCCAACAAAACAGAAGGGCUGAGCAUUUGUCUUUCCCAAUGAAUCCCCCAACCGAACACAACCAUGCUUCUACCUUUACAAGGUCUUCCGAGGAACCAAAGACUAAACUACAGGAGAAAGUGGAUAGUGUUCUCAAAGAAAGUAACUUGGUGGAAGACCAGAAAAAUUCAACUUUUGAAGAACUUGCCACUGCAAAGAUGUCUCCAGAAGAAAUGAAAAAGAGAACCGCAGAGGUGAGAUUGAUGAGAGAGCUGAUGUUUAGAGAGGAAAGAAAGGCCAAAAGAUUAAAGAAAAUCAAGUCUAAGGCCUACAGGCGAAUCAAGAAGAAAGAAAUGCUAAAGAACCGAGAAAUGGCCGGCUUAUCUGAUGAGAGUGACGACGAUCAUGAAGCCGCGAGAGCCAGAGAAAGAAUGACUUUAAAGCAUAGAGCCAACUCGAAAUGGAGUAAGGAUAUGAUAAAGCACGGUAUGGCCAACGAUCAAGCAACAAGAGAGGAAAUUGAAGAAAUGUUGAGGCAAGGCGAAAGGCUAAAAGAAAAGAUGCUGGAUCACAAUUCCGAACAUGAAGAUGAAGCUGGUUUGAGUGAUAUUGAGAGAGAAGGUGUUGAGCAGGAAUCACCGGAGAAGAGAACAGUCGGUAAGACGGGUGUAAUGGAUAUGGCAUUCAUGCAAAACGCCGCAGCGAGGGAGCGUGAAGCUAACAGUGAGCUGAUAGCGGAAUUGAGAUCAAUUGAAGGUGACCAAAUAGAGGAGGAAGAAAGUCACAGUCAACUGCUCCCUGAAGAUAAUCAAAACAUACAAAUCAACAAAGGCAGAAGAAUUUAUAUACCUGGUUCUUCGUCAGCAAAACAAGCGUCGGGUCAAAACAAGGCCGAUGGUGUUGAAGAUGGGCAAAUCGUUGAGAAAUAUGAUGAACCGCUAUCAGGUGAAGAUGAAGCUCAGGUAAAGGAAAACUCCAAGAGUUCAAAUCCUUGGUUAGAUGGAAGUGAUGGAGAAGAAGAUGUGAAGGUUUUUCGCUCCUCAAAGGUGUCUGUGGUGGAUAAAGACAGCUCUAAACUGGUCAAGAGUGCAAAGAAGAUCGAAAAAGCCAGCGACAGACAGAAGAGAAAGUCAGGCAGUAAAGGUCGUCAAGAUGAUGAUUUGUUGCUGGAUCUCGACAAAACCAAUCGUUUGCAGAUCGUAGAUCCAUAUGCAGGAUCGGAUGGAGAAGAUACUGGAUUCAUGUUCAAGCAACAAAGUUCGAUAGCUGAAGCCUUUGCAGGUGAUGAAGUAGUAGACCAAUUUGAGGACGAAAAAAAGAGAGUCGCUAUUGAUGAGGAUGACAAAGAGGAGGAUGUAACUUUGCCUGGUUGGGGUGCAUGGGCAGGCACAGGGGCCAAUCCAAGGAAGAAGAGAAAGUUUGUGAAGAAGAUCAAAGGUGUGGCCUCUCAGGAUAAGAGAAAGGACAAAAACUUGAAGAACGUUAUCAUCAACGAGAAAGUGAACAAGAAGAAUUUGAAAUACCAGUCCUCUGCGGUUCCUUUCCCCUUCGAAAGCAGAGAGCAGUACGAGAGAUCUCUACGUAUGCCACUGGGUCAAGAAUGGACAUCCAGAGCUUCUCAUCAAAAGAUGAUCAAGCCAAGAAUCUUGACAAAACCUUCCCAAGUGAUCUCACCUUUGAAGGCUCCCUUCAAAUAG
This is a messenger RNA of Torulaspora delbrueckii, 2550 nucleotides long. It is a transcript of the gene UTP14, whose product is annotated as Utp14p. Gene Ontology annotation, cellular component: nucleolus; small-subunit processome. The record is from RefSeq and is a predicted model, not a curated record. Bases 1 to 2550 code for a protein of 849 amino acids. The transcript has a single exon. Gene Ontology annotation, biological process: rRNA processing. Lineage: Eukaryota; Fungi; Ascomycota; Saccharomycetes; Saccharomycetales; Saccharomycetaceae.